Molecule: messenger RNA, 2802 nt
Organism: Metarhizium robertsii ARSEF 23
Lineage: Eukaryota; Fungi; Ascomycota; Sordariomycetes; Hypocreales; Clavicipitaceae
Product: Peptidyl-arginine deiminase, Porphyromonas-type
Exons: 4
Coding region: 1-2802 (933 amino acids)
Biological process (GO): putrescine biosynthetic process; protein linear polyubiquitination; proteasome-mediated ubiquitin-dependent protein catabolic process
Cellular component (GO): ubiquitin ligase complex
Molecular function (GO): protein-arginine deiminase activity; zinc ion binding; ubiquitin binding
Source: RefSeq, a predicted model, not a curated record
AUGAGUGCCAAAGUUAAUCGUUCCGGCUCCUUGACGGCAGACGAGCACCAGCAUCAGUCCGUUGGGGACUGGCGAGCAGUCACACCCUGUCGAUUCUUCCUGACGGGAUCGUGUACAAAGGGAACCUCGUGUCCCUUUUUGCAUGAUGUCAAAUCAUCGAAUAAUUCAGAUGCGGACCCCCAAGAGCCCAAACAGACCCGUAUAAAUAGCAGAUUCACAGUCGACUCUGGAGAUUCGAAGCCCAUUUGCAAGUAUUACAAGAUCGGAGUUUGCAAAUAUGGAGCAAAGUGCAUAUAUGUCCAUGACGAUGGACAGCUCCCCCAGAACGCGGCUGCUGAACCACCAGAGGAUGAAGAUAAGAAAGACGACUUCACAAGAACCAUCGGCGGUGCAUUCGUCCAGUUCGACGCCGGUGCUCGCGUAUCCAAGAUCCGCCUGCCUGGUGACUUCUCUGCUGCUCGCAUCAGCGGAUUACGGCAAAAUACGUCGAAAGAAUCGGUUCGAGAUAUGCUAGCUGAAAGAGGUUUGCACGUCAGCGUCGACGAUAUUUGCACAUUUCACAUGGAAGGUAGUUACGGAGCAACUGUCAGAUCGGACGAUGCGUCGUUUUCAAAACGGCUCUGUAGUCUCGUUCAACCCGGCUGCACAUGGGGAGGAUCGAAGAUAAUGGUCACGCCUAUUGCCGCGCCCAUGCCCUCUGGUCAUAACGCUCGACGCGUAGACUGCAAAAAGGUCCAUGUUUCUUGGCAUAAAGCAGUCAAGAUUGUCUGGUUGAACUUUGGCAACGGAGAUAUCGCCCGCCGUGUGAGUGACAUGUUCUCAAAGGGGACAUAUAGGGUCUUGGACCAGAGAGUCACUGCUUCUGCAGCUACCAGAGCCGAAUCCGUCAUACCCUCGCGGCCAGCCCGUGGGAACCAUGUUGCCUGGACUGUUGUAUUGACUGAUGUCCCGGCUGCCGCACAGGAGCGCGACAUUUUGCGAGCCAUCACGCAUGAGCGGAACAAACCUCACCAUGUAGAGAUGGGGGCCCCAACGUACUCAACAGACGAGGAGGAGGCUUGGGCGUUGAUACGUUCUCUCUUAACAAAUAUCGGACCCCUGGAGUAUUGUGACCCCCCCUUGGAGACGAAUGCAAAUUCCAGGCGGGUGAAGGCAACGGCGUGCUUCCUCGAUGAGGCUGACGCUCGCAGAGCUUCCAUGGAGCUUGGCAAAAUGGAACUCCCUUUCCAUCGCAAGGCACGGUUAACUGUGCAGAUGGUGUACUCGGCCAAGUUCAAGGUCGCCAUCAACGUUUUCGACGCUGUGCAAUCUCGAAUCGUUGCCCAGCAGACAACUUGGAAAGACAACAUUUCCUUCAGGGCCUACAAGCCCACAGGCCCUCUGCAACGGUUCAGAGUUUUGAAGAUUGAGGGCGAGUCGGCAGAAAAUGUAGUCAGUGCCAAGGCUGACCUUGAAUCGAUCCUUGCUGGUGCCGUCGCGACGGACAACGACGCCACCCUCUGGCAUUCUUCACUCAAGACCAAUGGGAAGCUUUUCCAAGCGAUCAAGACACUAGAGAAAGAACUUUCAGUAACCAUCCUCCGGGACAAGGUGAAAUCCGAAUUGCGCCUCUUCGGAGCCCAGCGGCGUUGUGAAGACGCGCAGCGUCGACUGGCUCAGCUGAUACGCAUGGAAUCAGGGUCAAAUUCCUCUAGAGUCAUUGAGCUUGAACCCCAGAAAUUCUUUUGGGCUUGCCACGGGGGUUUCAGAACAAUUGCCGGCCAACUCGGUCAAGAAAAGGUCCUGUUUGAUAUCAUCUCCACGCCAAAGAAAAUUAUUGUCUCUGGUUCCCUGGAAGAUUAUAGUCUGGCCGUAGCAAUCAUGGAAGGCAGAAAACAGGUCUCAGAGCAGCCAAAAGCCCAUGACACCGCGCAGGAAUGUUCGGUUUGCUGGACCGAGGCCGAUACUCCUGUCAAGAUAAAGUGUGGACACAUUUAUUGCUUGGAAUGUUUUGAAGACAGUUGCACCAAAGCAAACACCACGGCCGGGGAGUUCAUGAUCCUGUGCCAUGGCAACCAGGGCAACUGCAGGAGCGUCAUGGCAGUUGAGGACCUGCAGACAUACCUCUCCUCGGCUGCACUCGAGACCGUCCUUGAGCUGUCCUUUUCGUCUCAUGUAAAGCGUAACCCAAACACGUUUCGCUACUGCCCCAGUCCAGAUUGCGACUUUGUAUACAGGACCUCGUCGGCUGCCAGAACGCAGAACUGCUCCAGCUGCCUCCGGCCUACAUGCUCUGCGUGCCACGAGCCGCACAUUGGCAUGUCGUGCGCGGAGCAUCAAGACCUGAAGUCGGGGGGGUUCGCAGCGUUUAUGAAACUCAAGAAAAAGCUGGGAAUCAAGGAUUGCCCAAAGUGCGCAACUCCGCUUGAGAAGGUCUCGGGAUGCAACCACAUGACGUGCGCGGCCUGCAAGGCUCAUAUAUGCUGGGUGUGCUUGAUGACAUUUGCAAAUGGCCCGGCCGUGACAAAGGGACGCCCAUUCGAGAUUCUCGAGGUGGAGGAGCCCGAUGAAGAAUUCUUCGAGCCCCCUCCCAAGCGCGUUGACAGCGACCGGCCGGUACGGAGCUAUGCCAACUAUUUGUUGGCGAAUGGGGGCGUUAUUCUGCCUCAGUUUGGCGAUGAGGCCCACGACACGGCAGCCAUUCGUAUAGCGCAGAGGGCUUUUGGCGACGAGAGGAGAAUUUGCCCUGUUCUCAUUGAGGAGCUGACUCUUCGGGGUGGCGGUAUACACUGUCGCGCUCAGGAAAUCCCCAUGUUGCCCUGA